CGACACAGAAACCGACACAAAGCCGGAAUAUUUCGACGCUCAGGAGACACGGCGUUGCAGCGGCCUCCAACCUGCAGGAGGCGCCAGAGGGCAGCGGUGGAAGGAGAAACCCGGAAGUUCUCAUCACAUGUAGGAAGUUUGAAUGUUUUGAUUAGCGUGUAAAAACCACAAAUCUAUAUUUUAUUCACGUUUUUUAAACUAUUUUGUGAGAGGUUCGCCUUGGAGUGAUGUGACAUUAUGCCGACUGCCAACACAAAGAAGCAGAAGAAAGGAAGAGACACCGCGGUGCAGGGAACCAACGACAGCAGCGUGGUGAGCAAGGUGUCGGCUGCAGCGCAGGGAUACUUCCAGGACGACUUCCUCCAGCACUUUGUGUGCAAAGCAGCCAGAAGAGCCCCGCUCAUCAACAGGGGUUACUACGUGCGCUGGAGGGCCGUGGACCACUGUGUGAGGACGUUUCUUCGGGUCACUGCAGAAUGUCCCAAAAGACAGGUUUUGUCUCUCGGUGCAGGAUUCGACUCCUUGUAUUUCCGUCUGCGUGCCGACGGAUCUUUAAACGGCGCCGUCGUGUUCGAGGUGGAUUUUCCCGACGUCGCACGCCGCAAGUCCGCCCUGAUCCUGUCCAACGAGACGCUGAGCGGGAUGUUAGACUCCCAUCUACCCCCCUCCCCUACAGGACCUGCGUGCGUGUGCAGCAGUCAGUACCGUCUGCUGGGGGUGGAUGUCCGGGAGGAGUCGCAGGUGGAGCAGGCGCUGGGAGCAGCCGGGCUGGACUGGGCCGCUCCGACCCUGAUCCUGUCGGAGGUGGUUCUCACCUACAUGGAGACGCGAUGGUCCGACGCCGUGAUCAGCUGGGCGGCCAGGCUCCUCCCCCAGUCGCUGCUGGUCGUGUACGAGCAGAUCCGCCCGGACGACGCCUUCGGCCGCGUCAUGCUGCAGCAUUUCCACAAGCUCAACUCCCGUCUGCACGCUCUGCGGCAGUAUCCGGACACGGCGGCGCAGAGACGCCGCUUCCUGGACAAGGUGGACACACGCACACACACCAUGCAGCCUCAGACAGGAGUGUGUUUCAGGGCUGGGAGCAGUGUGUGUGUGCUGUUUCAGGGCUGGGAGCAGUGUGUGUGUGUGGACAUGAACCACUUCUUCCUCGGGCUGGUUUCUGAGGAGGAGCGGGGUCGAGUGGAGAGCCUGGAGCCGUUCGAUGAACACGAGGAGUGGCACCAGAAAUGCUCGCACUACUUCAUCCUCACUGCGUGUCGAGGCGCCCUGACGGCGGCGGCCUUACUGCCCCACCCAGCAGGGCCGAGCGUCAGCCCGUCCCCGAGCCCCCCCGCCCUGAGCGUGCGGCCUGUGCCUGCGGCUGUGGGGGGUCUGGAGGGUCUGGAGGGUCUGGAGGGUCUGGAGGGUCUGGCGAUGGCGUCCACCUCCCUGAGGCCGGGGCUGAUCCUGCUGACGGGGGGCUCCAGCAGAGGGGGCCGAGGAGCGGCCGGCAGGGUCCUCCUCCGGGCCCAGGGGGGCUGGAGGUCCGUCGGCGUGGAACCAGCAGCAGAUCUGGGAGUCCGGCUCCACCACACCGCCACCCGUCUGCCUGGAGGGGGCGCCCUGCUGCUCGGCGGCCGCUCCUCUCCGCUCAGGCCGGUCGCCGGCCUCUGCAGCGUGACCUUUGACCCUCGUCCUGAAGGCUCAGAGGUCAGGGAGGCGGUGAAGCUGUGUGUGGAGCCGACGGUCUGUUCGGGUGAAGCUCCGCCCCCCCGGUGGAGACACUCCGCCGCCGUCGUCUCAAGUGAAGGAAGAGACUUCCUGUUUGUGUUUGGAGGGAAAAACCAGCGUGAGGCAGCUCUGGGAGAUUCCUGCUUCCUGGAUCUGGACCAGCGGCGGUGGACUCACCUGCCAGUAGAGGGCGCCGCUCCGGAGCCUCGCCACUCCCACUCCGCCUGUCCGUUCCGCGGGGGGGUGGUGCUGUUCGGGGGCCUGGGGAGACGAGGAGCCCCGCUGGGAGACGCCGCCCUGCUGAGGCCCGCCGGGUCUGGGAGGGGCUUCUGCUGGGAGGCGCUGGACGUGCGGCCGCCUCCGGUGCCCCGAUACUCUCACCGUGCACACGUGAUGGGUGACAAGCUGGUCGUGGUGGGCGGAGUCUGGCUGCAUGCGGACGGCGUGCCGGGUGUUGCAGUGAUCGACAUGGCCACAGGGGGCAGUGUGGAGUUCAGCCUGGACACGACCUCGGUGCCCUGGCCUCUGAUGCUCCACUCCUUCUGCUCGGAGACGACGGACUCGGAGUCGGAGCUGCUCCUGAUCGGAGGCGGAGGAAACUGCUUCUCCUUCGGGACUCAUCUGAACCCUCAGCCGGUCUGCCUGGACCUCAGACCUGCUCUGAUCUGAACCAGAACCAGAACUAGAACCAGAACUGCACAGACACUUCAACUUUUCCAAAGUUUGACAGACACGAUGUUUGACUUUACGCCGAUGACACUGUGCUGUGCACACAUUCAUCUCUUUCAGCGGAAUUAACACAAUAAAACACA
This is a messenger RNA of Salarias fasciatus (jewelled blenny), 2522 nucleotides long. It is a transcript of the gene lcmt2, whose product is annotated as leucine carboxyl methyltransferase 2. Lineage: Eukaryota; Metazoa; Chordata; Actinopteri; Blenniiformes; Blenniidae. The transcript is spliced from 14 exons. Bases 238 to 2379 code for a protein of 713 amino acids. Gene Ontology annotation, biological process: tRNA methylation; wybutosine biosynthetic process. The record is from RefSeq and is a predicted model, not a curated record. Gene Ontology annotation, molecular function: protein binding; tRNA methyltransferase activity.